UAUCAUGUGAUAGACUUGCGCAUGCGUACCUACGAAUAAACUAAAUGUAGCUCGCCAUGGGGCUGCUACACAGGUUGCCCUUGUCGAGCGAAAACACUAAAUAUUAGGAUAUUAUAAGACUUUUAAACAAGCAAUAAUAAUGUCUCAUAACCGGUGCUAUAUUUAUGUAUUGUAAGUUGUGACAAUUGAUUUGUAAUAAACUUUCAAUUCUGUGAUAUUCGUGCAAUCUCGACAGGGUAUUGAAGAAUUCGCCUUCAACAAACAUUUCAUUCCGUACAAGCUAAGGAGUUCCACAUCAUUAAUACUGACCAAAAACAAACUCACUGCCUGAUCUGCUUUUAAUCCAAAACUGUUGUUGUUAUGUUGGUUGUGCUGCCAUGUAUUUAUUUGUUAAAUGUUGAUGUUCUUUUAUUGGUUAAUCCAGAACAAAAAGUGCUGUUUUAAGUGAAGUUUGAAUUGUUUUAAGAUUUAUUUGUGCCAAAGGACAAAAUGCAGCAAGCUGCAAAACCAGUCAAUAUGAAUAAUCAAGUGAACAGUGGAGGAUGGGGGAAUAGUGGCCCCAUGCCUGGAGCUGGUGUUGAUGAAGAUGAUGGGGGAUGGGGUGUAGGACCACCUGGUGUGGGAAGUGGAUGGAUGGGUGCUCUAGCUGCUGCCAAUGCUGAAUUGGCAGCCCAAUGGCAAGGACCAGCAGGAGAUUGGAAACCAAGUGUUAUUGUAGAUCGGAAUGACAAAGAGUCUUGGCCUUCCAUUGGAGGUGACAAUUCAGAAACAACUUCAGACAAUGGUGAAGAUAGUGCCUCUGCCAAAUCAGGAUCUGUGAUAUCUUCGUCCAGUCAGGACCACAACACUGCCCUUUGGGGCAACUCUCUCAAUGGACUUGAAUCAAACACUUGGGAUACAAAUCCAAACAGCUCCACUUGGGGCUCCUCAUAUCCUCAAAGUCUUUCAAAUAAUAUGCAAGGAAUAACUAGUAUAGCUGGUUCUAGUGAUCCUUCUAGAAGUUGGGGAAAUGUCCCUGGAACCCUCCCCCAGGGACUUGGACAAAAUCUGGGAGGGAUUAGGCCACAAAAUUCAGUGCAAAUACAGCAGUCAGCAGCAGAAAGUAUGCAAUCGUCUCAUUCCGUCUCUAAUCAGGCUUCUUAUGGUGCAAAUACUUCCGCGUUCAAGCCUGUAGGUGAUUCAUGGGGUGCAGUCGGAACUAUACCCAGUGAUAUAGCAGGCAAGGGCAAUGGCAAUAGUGCUCAACAAAAAUCAGAAAUGAUGCCUGAAGUUGGAUGGCCAGUUAAUCCUCCACCCACUCCAAUUUCAGCAAGUAGUGUUUCAAGUUGGGGUGAUAGCACUGUUCCAACAUCCAUGGCAUCUACAAAACAACAGUGGCCACCAGAUUCAACUCAAGGUCUUCAACAACCUCAACCUACGUCAUGGGCUCAGGCUGCCGGUAAAGGCCUUUCUACUAGUCCCUCCAAUCCAGUGUCAAAUCAAAAUGCACAAUCUCAAAGCAUAUCAGAGUCAGAUGUUCCUAGUGAAUUUCGUGUAGCCAUCGAUAGUCAUGAUGGUUGGGGUAUGAAACCAGUUCGUCAAGAUACAGCAUGGGAAAUGGAAACCACACCAAAAGCAAAAAGAAAGUUCCCAGCAACAGUACCAGUAGUAAAUCCAGAAAAACCUGCUGCAGCAGCUAACCCAAACAAUAAUAACAGCAAUAUGUGGAACAAUAAUAAUGGAACUGGUAUCUGGGAAUCUACAAAAGAACCCCAGCAAACCAGUUCAUGGACAAGUGCCCCAGCAGGAAAUAAUUCUGCUCAGUGGGAAGAUCCUCAGGCAAAGGAUCCAAACACAUGGACAAAUCCUAAUGAUACAGCCUCAAGUCAGUGGGGUGGGAAAACAGAAACUGGUUCUUGGCCCAGUGAACGUUCUGGUCAGUAUGGAGAAGCUGGCAAACAGGAACAUAAUGAUGGUACUGCUCUUUGGGGAAAUCCAGGAGGUAAACCAGCAAACUGGAACCAACCAGGUCCACCUAGCAAUCCCCCAAACUGGAACCAAGCACCACCACCGCCACCACCACCUACACAGCCACCUGGAUGGGGACAACCACCUCCUCCACCUGCAAAAGUGGAUGAUGGAACAUGUCUUUGGGCUGCUGGUUCUCCAAAACAGGCUCAAGCAGCUGGUUGGGGAGAAACAAAUAAUCAGUGGAAUUCAGCAGCUGGCCAAAAACCAAAGACGCCUUCAUGGUCUGAGGACCCCAGUGUUAAGGUAAGGCUGGGAAACCCUGUUGUUGGUGUGGGUACAGUCUCCUCCUCCCACUUGGGUCAAGAUGGGGACAGGUAUUGGAAUCGCCCACCUGAACAGGGUCCCAACCCAAAAGGUACCUUCAACUGGGGUGAGGCAGACAUGGUUUGGAAUACGUCUGAUUAUAAUAAGGAUGACAUGUUCUGGAAUGAGGACAAGAGUACUAACUGGGAAGAUACAGACAUGGGAACGUGGAUGGAUGAUACCCAAGAAAAUAAUUCUACUUGGAGCAGUGCCUCUGGUUGGAUUAGGGGAAAGAAAACUUUGAUCAAGGGUGGUGCUAGCCGAUUUCCAGGUGGGAAUCAGCCUCAGAUGAGGAGUCGUAUGAUUCAGCAGCUAAUGGAGCUUGGUUUUCAGAAAGAUGAGGCCGGGCAAGCAUUAAUAAGCAACAAUAUGAAUUAUCAAAGUGCUCUCGCUGAACUUUACAAGCAAAAAGGUGCUACUUAUAGAGAUGAUGUAUUACUGGAAAGUGCCAAGUCCAAAGUGAUAAGUGAUAAUGACAUAUCAGAUACUCAGCAGGAAAACAAUCCAUUUGUGCCUAAUCCAAAUACUCCUUUUCCUCCUCCACCAAAUGCUCAAGCGUUCAAGGGACCUAGUCAGCCAGUCUCUAGUCAAACUAGUAUUAUGCCUCCGCAACAAAACAAAAAGCCUGCCGCUGGUCGAGCUCAGGCUGUCGCACAACAAAUGGCCCAACAACAGAUUCUCCAGCAGUUACACCUUGCCGUUAAGGCAGGAUUAAUCAGUCCACAACUUCUCAACCAGCAAUUGCCUCCGUAUAUGUUGGUUCUACUCCAGCAGUUACUACAGCAUCAGCAGUGUCUACAACAGCUUAUCACUACCCAACAAGUCCUUCAAAAGAACAGUGUCUCUAUGAACCCAAUGGUUCAACGUCAACAACUUGAACAGGUCAAUAUGAAAAUUAAUACGAUCAAACAACAAAUUCUUAUAACCCAACGUCAAAUCCAUGAUGCUCAACGUCUUCUUAUUAAACCUCAACCAACAACAACUUCACAAUCAUCAACGGAGGAUGCCAUCUCCACUAUCGAGUCCAGUCUCUCAAAUCUCAACAUGCCCAACAGUCAACCUCAACAAUCUAAACUUAGUCAGUGGAAGAAACCCACAGAAAAAGAGUCCAGUCCAGAUUCUGGUGCUAAUGCAGAAUAUAGUGCUUUAAAUAAGGCCCCAGGCUCGUCUAAAACUAGCCAGGCCUCAUCACAGUCAAGUCUUCAGUAUGGUGGUCUUGGUCUGACCCAACUUGGAGGAGAUUCCACCUGGUCCAAUGUGCCAGCAACUACAUCUGGGUCCCAGAGUUGGCCUACAAUCAGUGUCUCAUCAACAGGCCCCACAUCUACAAUUGACGAGAAUGGGAAAGAUAUUAAAGAAUCUCACUUACCAUCUACAUCAUCUUCUCUCACUAUUAAUGAUGCAAUACCAGAAUUUGUACCUGGUAAACCUUGGCCAGGAAUUACUCAAAAGAGUGUCGAGGAUGAUCCACAUAUCACGCCAGGAAGCUUCUCUCGUUCUCUCAGUUUAAGUGUCAAUACCAUCAGAGAUGAUUCUUUAGGAUCAUUAAUCACUAAAACCAGUCCAAGUGAGUCCCUCCCGCCUAUGAAUCCUAAGAAUAUGUCCCAGAAGUCGUGGAGUGGAGGCGAUUCCAUGGCUCCAACAUCUUUCUCCAACGAAGUAUGGGGAGUGCCAUUACCAAAGAACAGUGCCAUGCAGCAGCGUCCACCACCAGGUCUGAAGCCUAACAACUGGUCUGGUGUUAAUCGUCAACAUUCCUGGGCAGGAACCAGAACUGACCCAUCUUCUUUCAAUUCAGGGAACAUGUCUAACUGGGAUGCAAGGAUGUCAAACAAUAUUACUCCUUGUUUAAUCCUGAAAAAUCUCACUCCUCAGAUAGAUGGAUCAACAUUAAGGACCCUCUGCAUGCAACAUGGUCCUCUAGUGUGGUUUUAUCUUAGUUUGAACAAUGGCCAAGCCUUAGUCAGAUACCACUCAAAGGAAGAAGCAUUCAAAGCACAGAAAUCGCUCAACACAUGUGUAUUAGGAAACACAACCAUAGUAGCUGAUUUUGUGUCCGACAAUGAAGCGGCUAGAUUUGCCAUGACAGCCCAGUCAUCUAGUCAGUGGCAGUCGCAACCGCAGCAGCCUAAUAAUUCUGCGUACCGCCAAAACAGCAUGGGUGUUUGCAAUGAUUCCUGGAAUCAACCAGCUCAGGCUAACCAUAUGGCCAAUAAUUACAAUUCGGGGGGAAUGUGGGGUAAUGGUGGAAGUGGUCUUUGGGGAGGUGACGACCACAAUGCCAACUCUCUGCUCGGCAAUAUGUUGGGGGAGUCGAUGUGACUGCCUCGUGAUCUCUAUAUAAAAGCGGGUUAAUUGUGGGGCGGAUACAGUAUUCCAUUUGUUAACCAAUGUGUUCUGAGUUGUUAGGUCAGAGAUACGGACCAGCCCCCAACGAUGCAAAUACUUUGGUGCUCAAUGCUUCCAAGAAGCACAGCACAUUUUAUUUUUUCAUUACUUCCAAUGAAGUAUUUUAGUCUUUCAUAAUUCCUUGUUCUUGUCAGGUGGGCUUGGUCAUGAUAACCUCCACCUAACAACUCUAAUUUAUUGAAGGGUGUAUUUAAGUGUGCACACAACCUCAUUGUUUUAUUUAUGUCAAGACUUCUCAAAAUGCCAUGUGUAUUAUAAAAUGUAAAAAAAAAAAAAAAAAAAACUAUAAAAAAAAAUAGAUAUAAUAAGUAUAUUGAUGUUUAUUUUUAAGAUGUGUAAACAAACUACUGUGAUAUUGUCCACCAAUCAUCUGUGGGUGACUGUGAUUCCACUUGUAGUGCUAGACGCCCACCCCCUAACGACACUGUGCCUACCUCAGUUUACGAGGAGAAGUCUCGCUAACUGCUGUCAGGUCGUUUCCAUAUCUUAAGCAUAAUUGUUGAGGCAUUAUAUCAAAACAUAGGAUCUGGAACUCUGCCAGAAAUAUGUCGCAGCAUUUUAGAUUUUUUGUACAUUGUGAUAAGGAUCUUAUAAUGGCAAGAUGUUGUGUUAUAGCAUAUUGUGAUUGUACCUGCUUGUGGUACAGUGAUAGAAGAUUAACCAUGUGAACACUUUGUAAUUCCAUUUAUAUUUUCCAGCUUUUAAUUGACCAAUUAUCAUGUUAAAGAUUGCCAAAGUCUAUGUAAGGUACUGAGGAUCGGCAGCUUUUAUCUAUAAAGUGAUCCAUUUUUGACAUGACAUACAUAUUGUGCUCGUAGCAUGCUUUUGAAUUGUAUUAAAAUAAAUGAUCAUCCAAAAUUUUGAGUAUUUGUAGUUGUUUGUAAGCUAGACGUUUUGUGGUAAGUUAUGACUUUCUGACAAGUUUAUAAGCAUUCCAUGACUAGUGUGUUCAUCAAGCAAAUAUCACACCUGCAUCAAGAAGUUUCUAUAGUAUUUUUACUUUUGGUAGAUCUCCAUUUCUUAAUGACUUGUAAUUUUAAAUUUUGUGUUCAUUUUAUUUUCACAAGUGCUACUAUAAUAAUGAUGAUAUGGUUGAUUUGUAUGCCCUGUAAGAAGUUACUAAUGUAAACCUCAAACAGUAUUGUACAAACAUGUUUAUAAACUUUGAUGCUUGUAGAAUUAGACUGAUAUUAUUCAUAUAAUUUAUGGCAGGUAGUUUUCAGUUUUCUAUGAUAUACUGAUUUGAUGGAUAUUUAUUUGAAAUGAAUAUUUAUUUUCUGAAGUGCUCAAGAUGAAUGUAAUUAAUAAAUGCACUAGAGUAAUAAGAUUUAUAUAUUUAUUUUCUUGUACAUGUUUUUAAUUUUCAUUAAUACAACUAAGUCACAGGGAUUAUGGAAUCCUAAAAAUUACUUGCCAUAUUUACAUUUAGCAGUUCGUGGUUUUCUUAUGUUGUAAGAACAGGUUGAUAUUGAGCUUUUUUUUAUAGCUGGAAACAUCUGAAAAAUCAGGGAAAAAAGCAAAUAAAUCAGUUGUAGAAUGGAGAUAUUCAUUCUUGUUGUUGUAAGAACAUUUUGUAUUAUGUGCUAAUCUUGAGAUUCUAGUGAAGCUACUAUAGAUGAUCAUUCUGAUGUCAGGUGUGAAAAAAGUAUGUUCAAACCAAAUACUGAAAUCCUAUGUGUUUUAUCUGUGCAGUUUUAAUGUAAAUACUACUUAAUAUUUUAUUGACCAAAUACUGGAGAGAUUAAAGAGUCAGAAAGGAUAACUUAUUUGCAUGAUGAGUUUAGCUUGAUUAGUCCAAGAUUUUAUGUAUGAUGAUUGUGACAUUCUCCAAAUUUUAUUUCUAAUAUUCAGUUGUUGUGUAUCAAAUAAAGGUUAAUGGAUAAAAA
Molecule: messenger RNA, 6608 nt
Organism: Mytilus trossulus (common blue mussel)
Lineage: Eukaryota; Metazoa; Mollusca; Bivalvia; Mytilida; Mytilidae
Product: protein Gawky-like
Exons: 13
Coding region: 490-4635 (1381 amino acids)
Biological process (GO): miRNA-mediated gene silencing by inhibition of translation; positive regulation of nuclear-transcribed mRNA poly(A) tail shortening
Cellular component (GO): nucleoplasm; P-body
Molecular function (GO): RNA binding; protein binding
Source: RefSeq, a predicted model, not a curated record